AUGACCACCACUAGAGCAACAAUGCUCUCAUUCGUUCUCCUGGUCUCGGAAUGGACUGCGGGUGAGGGUGCAUCGGCGACGUCGGCAGAAGUAACACGACGUGUACGCACGCAGCGGGCACACUCACCCCCAGGCAUCGUACAGAGUAAUCAUCACAGCAACAGGAAUUCCAUUGAGCACAAUGCCGUGAACUGGGAAUCGGGAAAAUGCGCAGAAAUUAUGUUAGUGAGGCGAAAGGACUGGGGUGCGAGGGAGUCCAAAAAUGUGGAUUACCUCAGAACAAAUGGUGGGGUCACAAUAGUGUUUUAUCAUCAUACUGAAGGACUCGAGUGUAAUUCUGUGGAAACUUGUGCCAAAAUUAUUCGCCAAUGGCAAGACUACCACAUGGACACUAAACGAUGGGAUGACAUCGCCUACAACUUUGUGAUUGGGGGCGACGGACGGGUGUACGAAGGCCGUGGCUUUAAUGGCAUCGGAGCUCACACGCUGAGCUAUAACAGCAAGUCAGUGUCCUUGGCCUUCGUCGGAAACUUCACAUUCAACGUACCCAACAGUAAAAUGCUGGCCGCCGCCGGCGUCCUCAUUGAAUGUGGUGUUAAAUCGGGGAAAAUCCAAGCUAAGUACAGCCUCCACGGUCAAAGAGAUGCAAACCUCAGAGAUUGCCCAGGAGAAGCUUUCUAUGCCUUAAUACAAGAGAGCACCCAUUUUGGCGGUAGAUUGGAUCCCUAUAUAUAUACUCCUCGCAGCGGUGAUUUGGACGAAAUAAACACAGUUCAAUAAAGGAAAGUAUGAUGCAAAAUUAAUAUCAAUCUGCACUGUGUUUGAAAAUUGAACUGCUUAACCUAAAA
This is a messenger RNA of Ixodes scapularis (black-legged tick), 848 nucleotides long. Its product is annotated as peptidoglycan-recognition protein SC2-like. Gene Ontology annotation, biological process: peptidoglycan catabolic process. Gene Ontology annotation, molecular function: zinc ion binding; N-acetylmuramoyl-L-alanine amidase activity. Bases 1 to 780 code for a protein of 259 amino acids. The transcript is spliced from 4 exons. Lineage: Eukaryota; Metazoa; Arthropoda; Arachnida; Ixodida; Ixodidae. The record is from RefSeq and is a predicted model, not a curated record.